Messenger RNA from Vicugna pacos (alpaca), 1873 nucleotides. The record is from RefSeq and is a predicted model, not a curated record. Lineage: Eukaryota; Metazoa; Chordata; Mammalia; Artiodactyla; Camelidae.
AGCUCCCCCUGGGCCCGCGAUCUUGGCCAUUCAGCCACCGCUGUCCCCGCUGCGCGCCCUCGCGCCUCUGCCUAAGAAGCCAGGCGCUGUUUCUCCACCGCGGAAGAGGAUGGCAAAGGUGGCCAAGGACCUCAACCCGGGAGUUCAGAAGAGACAAGGAAUCCUGAGGGGAAAGAGCGGGGAGAGUCAGAGGAUGAGGGCGGAGGACACAGACCGGCGUGGAGUAGAGUAGCUGAGACCCUUAGCCUCUUCCAGACGGAGCCCCACACACGUUGCUUAAUCUGAAACCUCCUGAUUCGUGGACCAAGAUCAGGACUGGCAAGAUGUCCCUGGGCCAGCAACAGUCAGCAAGAGGUGUGCCUUGUCUGCGAUGCAAAGGGACGUGUUCGGGCUUCGAGCCACAUUCGUGGAGGAAAAUAUGCAAAUCGUGCAAAUGCAGCCAAGAGGACCACUUUGUGAGCUCUGACCUGGAAGAUGAUCGGAAAAUUGGCCGCUUGCUGAUGGACUCUAAGUAUUCCACCCUCACGGCCCGGGUGAAAGGCGGGGACGGCAUUCGGAUUUACAAGAGGAACCGGAUGAUCAUGACUAAUCCCAUUGCCACCGGGAAAGAUCCCACCUUUGACACCAUCACCUAUGAGUGGGCACCCCCAGGAGUCACCCAGAAACUGGGCCUGCAGUACAUGGAGCUGAUCCCCAAGGAGAAGCAGCCGGUGACCGGCACCGAGGGCGCCUACUACCGCCGGCGCCAGCUCACGCGCCAGCUCCCCAUCUACGACCAGGACCCCUCUCGCUGCCGCGGACUUUUGGAGAACGAGCUGAAAGUGAUGGAGGAGUUUGUGAAGCAGUACAAGAGCGAGGCCCUGGGCGUGGGUGAAGUGGCCCUCCCCGGGCAGGGUGGCUUGCCCAAGGAGGAGGGGAAACAGCAGGACAAGCCCGAGGGCGCAGAGACCACUGCCCCCACCACCAACGGCAACAUCGGCGACCCGUCCAAGGAAUACGUCUGUGAGUUCUGCAAGGGAGCGGCCCCUGCCGACAGCCCCGUGGUCUACUCGGACAGGGCGGGCUACAGCAAGCAGUGGCAUCCUGCCUGCUUCGUGUGCACCAAAUGCUCCGAGCCGCUGGUGGACCUCAUCUACUUCUGGAAGGACGGGGCGCCCUGGUGUGGCCGUCAUUACUGUGAGAGCGUGCGGCCCCGGUGCUCGGGCUGUGACGAGAUAAUAUUCUCGGAGGACUACCAGCGCGUAGAAGACUUGUCCUGGCACCGAAAGCACUUCGUCUGUGAGGGCUGUGAGCAGCAGCUGGGUGGCCGAGCAUACAUCAUCACCAAGGGUCAGCUUCUGUGCCCAACAUGCAGCAAGUCGAAGCGCUCCUGAAUGGCUGUCCACCUGCAGGCGGGAUCAACAGGAUCCCACCAGGAAGGGGAGCCCAGUGUGCUGAGGCCAUCCUAAGGAUCUGGCGAGACAGCCAGCAAGCAACAAAAACAGUGCUCUUUUUUUCAGCAGGAAUAUAUAUCUCUAAGCAUAUUCUAGGUUGGGUGGUGGUGGAUCCUUGAGGGUCAAGUUUGAAAGCCAGAGAUGCUCUGAGAAGCCUUAGGAUGGAGUUAUUGUGUUUUUGUUGUUGUUGUUUCCCAGCCACCAGCUAAAGACCUAGGUGACAUCCUGCAAGGGAUCGCUGGGAGGAGUUUACCAGAAUUCAACUCUGAGUGGUCAAAUCAUGUAGCUGUAGACCGUGCGUGAACGUGGGGGCUCCUCGAGGAGCAGCCUGGGAUCCCAGCAACCAUUUGUUGCCUCCUUUUCAAGUGGAAUUGGAAUUUUAAAUCAAAAAAGUUUUGGCAUGAGAAACAUAUCAAUAAAAAUUUUAUGAAGUUCAUGUA